CAAGGAAAAAUCAGUGAGGAGUUUUGAACGGAAAUGACACAAUCUGAUUUGGGCCUUGGGAAUGUCUCUUUAGGCUGGUGUGGAAACAAGAUGGGGGAGGACACCUUGGAGGAGGCCUUGGGGAGAGUCCUCCUGUACUAAUGCAGCCUUGGUCAGGAGCCCUCCCCAGGAGACCAGGGGAAAGCUGACCUGCCCCCAGAACACGUGCUGCAGAAGCCAGAGUAGCCCCAGCUGCGAAAGAUGGUGGAUGAAGGAAAGAAAAGUCACGGUCCCGCAAAGCGCCAGCGGAAGACGCAGAAACUGAGUGUCGCCUACGAAGCCUCAGACAAUGAGAAAGGGGAAGGUGCCAAACUCCCAGAGGCACCAGGCUGGGAGCCCCCAGACUGGCAGCAGCAGCUGGUGAACAUCCGCACCAUGAGGAGCGGGAGGGACGCACCUGUGGACCAGCUGGGGGCUGAGCACUGCUAUGACCCCAGUGCACCCCCAAAGGUGCGGAGAUACCAGGUGCUGCUGUCCCUGAUGCUCUCCAGCCAAACCAAGGACCAGGUGACAGCAGGCGCCAUGGAGCGGCUGCGUGCCCGGGGCCUGACGGUGGACAGCAUCCUGCAGACGGAUGACAGCACGCUGGGCGCACUCAUCUACCCCGUAGGCUUCUGGAGGAGCAAGGUGAAGUUCAUCAAGCAGACCAGUGCCAUCUUGCAGCAGCGUUAUGGCGGGGACAUCCCAUCUUCAGUGGCAGAGCUGGUGGCACUGCCGGGCGUUGGGCCCAAGAUGGCACACUUGGCCAUGGCGGUGGCCUGGGGCGCCGUGUCUGGCAUCGGGUUUGGAGCGGGGAAGCUCGGGCUCCAGGCCUGGGUCUGGCCCCCGCGCCCUGUGAUGAGCCAGUCUCCCGCAGCGGUGGACACGCAUGUGCACAGAAUCGCCAACAGACUCGGGUGGACCAAGACAGCGACCAAGUCCCCGGAGAAGACCCGUGCGGCGCUGGAGGCCUGGCUGCCCCGGGAGCUUUGGAGUGAGAUCAACGGACUGUUGGUGGGCUUUGGCCAGCAGACGUGUCUGCCCGUCCGCCCACGUUGCCACACCUGCCUCAACCGAAGCCUGUGCCCAGCCGCACAGAGCCGCGGCGGGCCGUGAAGCCUGGGCCUGGACGCCGUGCACCAGCUGACCGUGAGCCUUUGCUGGGGGAGCCACAGCCUGUUUCUAAUAAAACUUGGGAAUUGUUUGCA
Messenger RNA from Mustela lutreola (European mink), 1226 nucleotides. RefSeq names its product nth like DNA glycosylase 1 (gene NTHL1). The record is from RefSeq and is a predicted model, not a curated record. Gene Ontology annotation, cellular component: nucleus. NCBI's taxonomy places the organism in Eukaryota, Metazoa, Chordata, Mammalia, Carnivora, Mustelidae. Gene Ontology annotation, biological process: base-excision repair; nucleotide-excision repair; base-excision repair, AP site formation. The coding region runs from base 241 to 1134 and encodes 297 amino acids. The transcript is spliced from 6 exons. Gene Ontology annotation, molecular function: oxidized pyrimidine nucleobase lesion DNA N-glycosylase activity; DNA binding; DNA-(apurinic or apyrimidinic site) endonuclease activity.